AUGAGCAGUGACGACGGUGAGGUUUACGUGUCUGAUGAAGUUAGACAGCAGGUGUUCCAGAAACUGGCUGGGAAGCUGGAGAACAGGGUGUGUUUUGACUGUGGUAACAAGAACCCGACGUGGACGUCUGUGCCGUUCGGGGUGAUGCUCUGUAUCCAGUGUUCUGCGGUGCACAGGAAUCUGGGUGUCCAUAUCACGUUUGUCAAGUCGUCCACUUUGGAUAAGUGGACCGUCAACAACCUGAGGAGAUUCAAGCAUGGUGGGAACAACAGGGCGAAGGAAUACUUUUUGAAGAACAACGGGAAACAGUUCUUGAACACGUCGAACGUCAACGCACAGGUGAAGUAUACGAGUUCCGUGGCCAAACGGUACAAGGAACAUCUGGACAAGAAAGUGAAGAAAGAUAUGGAGUUGCAUCCGGGGGAUCUCGUACUCGAGGAUCUUGACGAGAACCUUGAGGUGGACGUCACUCCGGAGACCUCCGCAAACAACAGCGUCGACGAUUUCUUCUCCAAUUGGCAGAAACCAAAGCAGAACACACCCGGUGCUGCGGGUCCAUCCACCUCUUCAAGUUCUCCUUCCCCACUUGCCAAUUCCGCUGCUGAUGACACAGUUUCGAAAACUAAGACUCCACCAACCAAAGUGCGUACUACUGCUGCAGGUGCAGGUGCAGGUGCAGGUGCAACAAGAUCAUCGAGCAUUCUGUCCGGUGGGAGGAAGAAAGCAUCGUCGUUGGGUGCGCGUGCUGGUACCACAGGUGAGAAGAAACAUUCUAUCCUAUCGUCCUCUAGAAAGCCAACGAGACUCUCCGCCAAGAAAGUUGAUAAAUCAAACGCGGAGGACCUUUUCGACCAAUUUGAAAGGGAAGCCGAGGAGGAGAAGAACGAUUUGUCCACAAAACGUUACAACAACAUACCGGUUAACAAUAAGCCACCGCCAAAGAGUUCCAUCUACCAGGAGGAGCAAAACUUUGCCUCCGAUGACGAGGACGAAUUCAAGGACACCUUCGGUGACAACGACUACUCGCAACCGACAGCAGCCGCAGAGGACCUUAAACCAAAAUUUGCCAAAUUAGGAUUCGGUAUGACCGCGAACGAUGCGAACGACCUUGCAAAGAAGCAGAAGGAGACUCAAAGAGCAGCCGCGGGGCCCAAGUACAGCGGCAAGAUCGCCGCCAAAUACGGUGGCCAGAAGGCCAUUUCCUCGGACCAACUGUUUGGCCGUGGCUCAUACGACGAGGAGGCUUCUCGCGAAGCGCGCAACAAGUUGAAGACCUUCGACAACGCUACAUCCAUAUCGUCUGCGUCCUACUUUGGCGAGGAGCAGACGGGGGAAGAAGGCGAGAUGGGUGGUGCUGGGAUGAACAGUCAGAGUUACGCGGGCGGGAACAGCGGGGGCAAUUUUGUUGAUUUCAAUAUCAACGCUGAUGACGAGAUUCAAAUAUUGAAAGACGCUGUGGAACAAGGUGCCCAACGAUUGGGGAACUACCUAAGAGACUACAUGAGAGGUUAA
This is a messenger RNA of Huiozyma naganishii CBS 8797, 1512 nucleotides long. RefSeq names its product ADP-ribosylation factor GTPase-activating protein (gene GLO3). Gene Ontology annotation, biological process: COPI coating of Golgi vesicle. Lineage: Eukaryota; Fungi; Ascomycota; Saccharomycetes; Saccharomycetales; Saccharomycetaceae. Bases 1 to 1512 code for a protein of 503 amino acids. The record is from RefSeq and is a predicted model, not a curated record. The transcript has a single exon. Gene Ontology annotation, molecular function: GTPase activator activity.